Molecule: messenger RNA, 765 nt
Organism: Botrytis sinoallii
Lineage: Eukaryota; Fungi; Ascomycota; Leotiomycetes; Helotiales; Sclerotiniaceae
Exons: 1
Coding region: 1-765 (254 amino acids)
Source: RefSeq, a predicted model, not a curated record
AUGGUCUUCAUACCGCACUGCUUCGUGCAAACAAAGAAAGAAAUACAUAGUGAAGCCACACCAUAUCUUUACUCUAAUCCGGUGUUCAAUUUGGUUGGCAUCCCCCCUACACAACUACUACCCACUACCGAUGCAGCUUUUGCUCAUUUCUUAAGACAAAUUGGUGUUCCUAACGCAAAGCUUCUUCGUCACCUUAUCAUCGAAUUUCCCGAAUUCGAUCCUGCCCCUCCAGAUUGCUACCGCCCUGGAGAAGUCCCCAAGCCCGUUGAAGAUUAUGUAAGAUUAUUGAAGCAAAUUCACGAACAGUGUACAGAACUUGCAACACUUAAAAUGGCAUUACAUCAAUUACAUGAUUUUUUUCGGGCAUUCUUGGAUCCCGAUUGGUCUGAGAAAUUCUUGAUUGCUACAGACUGGCUACACAAGCAAUUACAGGGCAUGCCGUUCUUGAAAGAUAUCGUCGUUCAUCUUCAAAUCAUCAACCCGAACCUUAGAGGUUGUUAUCAGGGCUGGAUAGACAAGUCGCGGGACUAUGGAUGGAGUUUUAAGGUCACGGAUUAUGAACUCACGGGAAAUAAGGAGGAGGCUCGGAAUGAAAUUAUGGACGCUAUUUCGGAACUGGCUCAGAUGGGAGGUACCAGGCGCGUAAUGCAGCGAGGAUAUUAUGUUAAAAGACAGACCUCCGAUGGAGAAUCUGAGAUUGACUACGAAUUGUCAUAUCGUACGGCUUGUUGCAAGAUUGAGGAGGGUCUCCUUCAAUCAGCAUAG